AUGUUUGAGAAAGUUGCCACGCAACACACAAAUUGUACCAAUGGAGUCACAUUUCAGCAACUAAAUACUUUGAAUGAUAAUCAAGUAAUAAAACGUAUAAUUGAAGAUCACAAAAACUUGCUGAUGUUAAAAGACAACAAGGCUAGCCUUACAAACAUUAAAGCCAUUCUUCAACAUUACAGCAUCUCUACACAAUCAAACCAGAAAAUAGCUGACCUAAAAGAACUUUUACUGAAACAAUGCAACUCAUUUUCAAGUGUACCUAUAACUUUUGUUCCUGAUUGUAGUGUUGAGAAUUACAUUGAGGCUCCUGAAAGGAACCACUCUAAUUUACCUCAUAAACAACUGAAUGACUUUGUCCCUGUAACAUUUGUCAAUGACUCUAUGAUUAACAUGGUAAAAACACAAGAAACUGUAACUGAAACUGCAGGCAUCAAACGUCUCAACUUAACACCAGUGAAACAUGGCUAUACACCUGAAAGACAUCCCACAAAAAAACAAAAAGGGAGUAAGCCAACACAUGACCCACCAAGAAAACUGAAAAUUAGUGUGAGAGAUGAAGCUACUGAAGAUCUAUCCUUUAAGCAAUCACCAGAAAUUAAAUCAUUUAAGGAAAUGGUUGCUGCCCUACAAAAGGACACAUUGUCCUCUAGUGAUAGUGAAGAAGAAUUUGAAAGUGAUUUUAAACUGUUAGACAGUUCAGAAGAUUUAUUUUUCCAAAAAUUUGAUGAGCCCACUGAAAAUGAAAAGCAAAAGAUGUGUGCCAAAUCUUACAUGUCUGAUUUGUUUGACCAAACAUAUGAUUAUCAAAUGGUAAAAACAACAGAAUUGUGGGAGUACAGAGAAUUUGACAGAUCACUGACACCAAAGCUGGGAAAUGAUUUGAAUCACUUGGAGCAAGUCAGGCGUUUCAUUUUGAAGAAGGGAUUUCAAGAGCCCCUGAUUAUUUCCUGUGACCUGCACACUGGCUGUGCUUAUUUGACUGAGGGGAACCAUCGCCUCUGGGUGGCACUGAGAGAAAAAAUCCCUUUUGUACCCUGCCGUGUGAUUCCUCAAUGGCUGCCACCCAAUGGAUCAUUUAAAAAUGUCAAUGUAGAUCUUACAAUAUUACAGUCUAAGAAAGUCAUACUUCCAGAGCAUUUAGGACUAACAGUCUUCAACGCCAAGCAAGUUCAGUCAUAA
This is a messenger RNA of Porites evermanni, 1182 nucleotides long. NCBI's taxonomy places the organism in Eukaryota, Metazoa, Cnidaria, Anthozoa, Scleractinia, Poritidae. The record is from the annotation of a GenBank genome assembly.